CAUAGACAACAGUUUCCUCCGGUUAAUCACAGAGCGAGCAAUCAGUUCACGUACAAUCCCUACACAAAGCAAAGCAAAAAACCGAAUUCAGUAUGAAGAACGCCGUUGCCAUUCUCCUGUGCGCCCUGCUUGGUUUGGCCUAUGCCAACGAAUACAAGCUCCGGACCGCGGAGGAUCUGCAGAACGCGCGCAAGGAAUGCGCUGUUAGCAGCAAGGUGACGGAGGCCCUGAUCGCCAAGUACAAGACCUUCGAUUAUCCCGAGGAUGACAUCACCCGCAACUACAUCCAGUGCAUUUUCGUGAAAUUCGACCUGUUCGAUGAGACCAAGGGCUUCAAGGUGGACAACCUGGUGGCGCAAUUGGGCCAGGGCAAGGAGGACAAGACCGCGCUGAAGGCUGACAUCGAGAAGUGCGCCGACAAGAACGAGCAGAAGUCGCCCGCCAACGCCUGGGCCUUCCGCGGAUUCAAGUGCUUCCUGGGCAAGAACCUGCCCCUAGUGCAAGCUGCCGUCCAGAAGAACUAAGCGGAUGCAGCGCAGUUUCAUGUCAAUUUUAGAAACGCAAGAACAAACCGCCAACAAGGUGGAACUUUUGAGUUGAAAUCCCCUCAGGCUCUGCAAUCCUACAAUUGAAAUAAAACCAUAUAAUAGUGCUUGAA
This is a messenger RNA of Drosophila eugracilis, 658 nucleotides long. RefSeq names its product general odorant-binding protein 99a (gene Obp44a). The transcript has 2 exons. The coding region runs from base 93 to 524 and encodes 143 amino acids. Gene Ontology annotation, biological process: sensory perception of smell. Gene Ontology annotation, molecular function: odorant binding. The record is from RefSeq and is a predicted model, not a curated record. NCBI's taxonomy places the organism in Eukaryota, Metazoa, Arthropoda, Insecta, Diptera, Drosophilidae.